UACUGUUCAAGCAAUCUCAAGCCCAAUUUGCUUACUUCUAGCCCUCCUCUUUGAUAUAAUCUCCAUGGCUGUAUCAUCAGCUGCUUCACUGAUACUUCUUGUUACCUUGAUUUCAUGCCUUGAGCCAACAAUAGUUCAAGGCUUGGAAGGCGUAGGGGUGUGUAAUGGUCGGCAUGCGAACGACUUGCCGUCGGAGCAAGAAGUGGUGGAGUUUUAUAAAGAUAACGGCAUCGGGAAGAUGAGAAUCUACGGCGAUCCAAACCAAGCAACUCUCAAUGCCCUCAGAAGCUCCGGCAUCCAACUCAUCCUCGACGUUCCAAACCCAGAUCUUGAAGCUCUGGCCAUGGAUGCCUCAUCUGCGAAGCAAUGGGUUCAAACCAACGUCGUCAACUUCUUCCCGGACGUCAAUUUCCGGUACAUCUCAGUGGGGAACGAGGUGAACCCUAAUGGUGUUUCGUCUCGCUUCACGCAGUUCGUUCUCCCGGCGAUGAAAAACAUUCACGACGCUCUUGCAGCCGCCAGCCUGGGAGAUCAGAUAAAGGUCUCGACCGCAACUUACAUGGCGUUGAUCGGAAAUUCUUACCCGCCAUCGGAAGGCUCUUUCAGCGACGACGCCAAGACGUUCCUCGCCCCCAUCAUCGACUUCCUGGGCCAAACCAGAGCUCCAUUGCUGGCCAACAUAUAUCCUUACUUUGCCUACCACGACGAUACCCAGAACAUUCAGCUCCCAUAUGCGUUGUUCACGGCCGCCGGAGUGGUGGUGCAGGACGGCGAGUUUGGAUAUCAGAACCUGUUUGAUGCAAUGGUGGACACCAUGCACGCCGCCGUGGAGAGGGCCGGCGGGGGAGCCAUGCAGAUAGUUGUAUCAGAGAGCGGGUGGCCGUCGGAAGGAGGCACCGGAGCAACCAUGGAGAACGCAGCAACAUACUACAGGAAUUUGAUUGAGCAUGUGAGGGGAUCAGGGACUCCAAUGAGGCCGGGAAACGCCAUAGAGACAUACUUGUUCGCCAUGUUUGAUGAGAACCAGAAAGAUGGAGAUGAGACUGAGAGGCAUUUUGGCCUCUUCUACCCCAACAAGCAGCCCAAGUACCAGCUCAAUGACUCUUAGGUCAUUGCCCUUAUCAUCAUCAAAAGCCAUUCUUAAAUCUCCCUCGGUGCCGCAAGAAGAGUGGUCGGAGUCCUUAUUACUAACCCUAAAAAUAUGGUUUGAGUCUUUAUAAUAACCCUAAAAAUGAAAAGGACGGUUGUAUGAGCCCUUAUUGAUAACCCUAAAAAUAAAGGGGAUCAUGGUUUGGGUCCUUAUUAAUAACCCUAAAAAUAAAAUCAUCAUGAUUUGGGUCUUAUGGAUAACUUGAAAAAAUAGCAAAAUCUUCCUAGCAUAUGAUUUGAAUCCUUACUAAUAACCCUAAAUAUGAGAAGGAUGGUUGUAUGAGCCCUUAUUGAUAGAAUAAAGAGGAUCAUGGCUCGGGUCCUUAUCGAUAACCCUAAAAAUAAAAUCAUCAUUG
Diospyros lotus (date-plum) is the source of this 1505-nucleotide messenger RNA. RefSeq names its product glucan endo-1,3-beta-glucosidase-like. NCBI's taxonomy places the organism in Eukaryota, Viridiplantae, Streptophyta, Magnoliopsida, Ericales, Ebenaceae. Gene Ontology annotation, biological process: carbohydrate metabolic process. Gene Ontology annotation, molecular function: hydrolase activity, hydrolyzing O-glycosyl compounds. Bases 65 to 1108 code for a protein of 347 amino acids. The transcript is spliced from 3 exons. The record is from RefSeq and is a predicted model, not a curated record. Gene Ontology annotation, cellular component: plasma membrane.